Messenger RNA from Salpingoeca rosetta, 1493 nucleotides. RefSeq lists its product as uncharacterized. The coding region runs from base 33 to 1097 and encodes 354 amino acids. Gene Ontology annotation, biological process: ribosomal large subunit biogenesis; ribosomal small subunit biogenesis. The record is from RefSeq and is a predicted model, not a curated record. Gene Ontology annotation, cellular component: nucleolus. The transcript is spliced from 10 exons. Lineage: Eukaryota; Choanoflagellata; Craspedida; Salpingoecidae. Gene Ontology annotation, molecular function: DNA binding; RNA binding.
UGACGACCGCGUGCUCACACACGACAAGCAAGAUGGCUGGCGAAGACGGACUCAUGGAGCGGUUGGCAUCGCACAACCGGUUCUUCAACGAUGUCAUCUCCCUGAUCCCUCCAAAGUACUACCUCGCAGAAGCCGAUGAAGAGCACCAGCAACGCAUCGCAGCGAGGUACAUGAAGAACACCAAGAACAAGGCUCCAAAGCAGGAGAUCAAAGAGCGCAGCAAGAAGGCAAAGCGCGCAAAGGAGCUGGGCAAGACAGUGAUUGACAUUCAACAGGAGCAGCUGAAAAGCGAGGAUGCGGCAGCGGAGGAUGCACAGCAGCAACAACACAAGGCCUCGAAACACGGCAAGGGCGGAAAGAAGAGAGGGGCCGCAUCAACACAGGAUGGCAAGCAGAACGAUCAGCGGCGAAAGAAGCCUUUCCUUGUGUCCCAGUCCAGCAACGUCAGCCCGCAUGAGCUGCGUGCUCGCCUGGCCGUCAAGCUGCAAGAAAUGAAGGAGACACGCAAGGCAGCGGAGGAACGUGUGCAGAGAACAAAGACGACAAACAAGCGCUCGAAGCUGAAGGAGGAACGACAAAAGAAGGCGAUGGUCAGGGCAACCCGGCCACAGUUCACGGGCACCGACGCAAGGAAGGGAGACGCCAAAGACAGCACACACGAUGAUACGGCCGCACCGCUUGCGUUCAGCAAGUUUGAGUUUGCCAACGACAACCGCAAGAAGAAGGCGAAACCAAACCCCAAGCAGCUCCUACAGAUGGCCGAGCGGGAGAAGCAAGAGAUUGAAGCACUCAAGGCAUCGGAUGCCGCAAAGGCUGCUGAGGUUGUGGAGAAGAAGGGAUGGGACAAGGCACUCAAGCGCGCCGAGGGCGAGAAGGUGUUUGACAACCCAAAGCUGAUGAAGAAGGCCAUCAAGACACGCGAGCGCAAGAAGGCCAAGUCGAAGAAGACGUGGGAGGCCCGCGUCGCGGCGGUGGAGAAGGAGCAGAAGGAGAGACAGGAGAAACGGGAACGGAACUUGCAGGCUCGCAAGGACGCAAAGAAGCAGCGCAAGCUGAAGAAGAUGCAGAAAAAGCGCCCUGGCUUCGAGGGCAAAUAGGAGGCUGCAAGGACACGUGUGAAGAACGCACGUGACGUAUUUGCAGUGCUGUCGUUGUUGUGUCUCAUGAUCCUGUUGCGUCCUUUGUUGUUCGUGCCCUUGUCAUCACGUGUAUUCAGCGCCCUUGUGUUGCGUCGUGCCCAACGAUUUGCUUGCGCGGUCUCCUCUCACAUAGGGUUGCCUUGUCUGUUUUCCGUGCGAGCGUUGUUUCAUUUCUUCCCACCCCAAGCUUUACCAUCACCUUGUCACCAUACACACACCUUCCCACCUGCUCCAGCUGCCACCAUCAUUGAUCGUGUCAUGUUCCGUGCGUGGCACUGUGCUGUGCUGUGCUGUAAUGAGAUCCGUUUGCACCUUUGAAAGAAGACAUGUCAGUCAAUCGAUCAAUCAGUCAGC